CUUUGUUUCAUUGAUGUUACACUGUGUUUCAUUGAUGUUACACUAUGUUUCAUUGAUGUUACACUAUGUUUCAUUGAUGGUACACUAUGUUUCAUUAAUGUUCAAUUGUGUUUCAUUCAUGCUACACUUUGUUUUCUUAAUGUUAUACUGUAUUGCCUUAAUGUUACACUGUGUUUCAUUAAUGUUACACUGUGUUUCAUUAAUGUUACACUGUGUUUCAUUGAUGUUACACUGUGUUUCAUUAAUGUUACACUGUGUUUCAUUGAUGUAACACUAUGUUUCAUUAAUAGCCUUCAUGUUACACUGUGUUUCAUUAAUGUUACACUGUGUUGCCUUUCAUGUUACACUGAGUUUCAUUAAUGUUACACUGUGUUGCCUUCAUGUUACACUGAGUUUCAUUAAUGUUACACUGUGUUGCCUUCAUGUUACACUGUGUUUCAUUAAUGUUACACUGUGUUGCCUUCAUGUUACACUGUGUUUCAUUAAUGUUACACUGUGUUGCCUUAAUGUUACACUGUGUUACCUUAAUGUUGCAAUAUGCUUGGAGAAAUGCGAAUGUAGAUCAUCUUGUAAGACUGUAAACAUUGAACACAAUACAGAGCAAUGCAAUACACAAAACACAUUCUAAAUUAUGAAUUUAUUGUUUUGUCUUCUUAUUCUUGGCAGGGCACCCUGAUAUAUGUUUGUAUUCAUUUGACACAUUCCAGGGAGUAAUGUUUCAUAGAUCAGUGUUCCAUAGAUAAUUAUGUCACCACCAAAAAGUGGUGACAUAUUGUUAUGGUCUCCGUUUGGUUUACGGCGGGUGCUGGUUGAUAGUUGGUGGUUGACAGUUGGCG
Molecule: messenger RNA, 836 nt
Organism: Owenia fusiformis
Lineage: Eukaryota; Metazoa; Annelida; Polychaeta; Sabellida; Oweniidae
Source: the annotation of a GenBank genome assembly